Messenger RNA from Boeremia exigua, 422 nucleotides. RefSeq lists its product as uncharacterized. Bases 166 to 381 code for a protein of 71 amino acids. Lineage: Eukaryota; Fungi; Ascomycota; Dothideomycetes; Pleosporales; Didymellaceae. The record is from RefSeq and is a predicted model, not a curated record. The transcript has a single exon.
AUAUCCUAUGUCGUAAUGUAGUGAUAUGUUGGGUCGUGUUUUGCGAAGGUUUGUUGUACAGGUAUGCGGAAUGGAAAUUCAAAGCGAUUAUUAGAGAAGCCUCAUUGACAUUUCAUGAUGUGAUUCGGCCUAAUCGAUGCGUUGCCUUUCUUCCUCCUCCGCGUCAUGUUCUGUGUUGUCCUUGUUGGACCCGCGGAAUGGUCUCGCGCUCUGCCCAGGAGCAUGGCAGUGGCUCGACGGUUCAUAGUCAAAUGGAUUCUCUGGAGCACCCUGGUUCUUGAUCCGUUUUCAAAGAUCGUAGGCCUCCGCAAGGCUUUGUUCUUGGGGCCGAGUAUCCAGUGGUGGACUCCUGAGAUCCGCGUGUGCUUUGGUGAGGUAUGAUCCGACAAGCGGAGAGAACACAGUCGACUUCAAGGAAAAGU